AUGGCGGGGCUUCGGAGCUUGUAUACACAUGAACCAGGCCUCGAGUCUAAUUUUGGCGUCGACUACGUGAUCCAUUACAAAGUCCCGACCUCAGAAAAAGCAGAAGCGGAAGCAGCCUUUGUCCAGCUCAUCGAAGCGCUGGCCAAUGUCGGCUUUGCUACCGAAGUUCGGAACGGCGGCGACGACUCGAUCCUCAUCUUUACCAAGAUCGUUUCCGACAAGCUCCUCGCUUCCCAAGCCUACCGAUAUCGAGUCCAAGACUGGCUUUACGGAGUUCGGACAGUAGCCCCCAGCAAGGAUCUGAACGAAUACUUCCGUAGCGAGCCUGUGUCGGAAGCCGAGAGGCUGAGGCUGGCUUAUCUGCUCAUAACUAAGUCCAAAAAUGAAGGCGGCGCCGGCGUAACGUCUAGGACCGGACAGUGGAAGUUUGUCGCAUCCAUCUUCCCACUCCACAAUCACGCCUUCAACAAGACUUGGAUCAAGCAGUGGAGCACAAAGUACUUCCUAGACGAUGGCGAUAUCGACCAGAUCCGCGACAAGUUUGGCGAAAAGGUCGCCUUCUAUUUUGCCUUCCUCCAGUCAUACUUCACCUUCCUGCUUUUCCCUGCGGCCUUCGGCCUUGGUGCGUGGCUCAUAUUAGGCAAGUUCUCGUGGCUCUAUGCUCUCGUGAACUCGCUAUGGUGCGUCAUCUUCUUCGAGCACUGGAAGGUGAAGGAGUUUGAUCUCUCUAUGCAGUGGUCGGUCCGUGGAGUCUCCAAGAUUCAACUCCCCCGAUCCAAGUUUCAGUUUGAGAGAGAAGCGCAGGACCCCGUUACAGGAGAGAUCGUCAGGGUCUACUCUCCAUUGAAGAGACUCUUGCGCCAACUUCUCCAAAUUCCUUUCGCGAUAGCCUGCAUCGUCGUCCUCGGGGGCUUGAUCGCUGCGUGCUUCGCCAUCGAGAUAUUUAUUUGCGAAGUAUACAGCGGGCCAUUCGGGCAGUAUUUGGCUUUCUUGCCGACUAUCAUUCUGACGGUCCUGAUGCCAACAUUCUCGACCCUUCUUACCGGGCUUGCCGAGAAGCUUACGCAUUUGGAGAAUUACGAAACCGAAGAUGCUCAUGAGGCUGCCUUCGUCCAAAAGCUCUUUGUGCUCAAUGUCAUUACUUCAUAUCUACCAAUAGCCCUGACCGCGUUCGUCUACGUACCGUUUGGAAAAGUUCUGGCUCCGUAUCUGGAUGUUUUCCAGCUCACCGCACAGCGAUUUACUGCAGAGGGCAAACCGCUACCAACCAAGAAAUUCGAGAUCAAUCCAGAUAGGCUUACCAAACAGGUCAUUUACUUUACCGUCACGGCGCAAAUUGUCAACUUCGCCCUCGAGAACAUCGUGCCGUAUGCCAAGCGCAAGGCUUUCCGGGCCGUCAAGGACGUCCAGACCGAGAUCGGUUCAAAGUCUGCAGCUUCCCCGCAGCCAAAGGACGAGCCGGAGGAGGCCGCAUUCCUGGCUAGGGUGCGGAACGAGGCUGAGCUUGAUGAGUACGAUGUGGCGAUCGACUACAGGGAGAUGGUCAUUCAAUUCGGAUAUCUGUCUCUAUUUUCGGUUGUUUGGCCUCUGACAGCAUGCUCCUUUCUCGUCAACAACUGGAUCGAGGCGAGAUCUGAUGCUAUGAAAAUCGCCAUGGGGAGCAAGCGCCCUAUUCCUUGGAGGGCGGACUCGAUUGGACCGUGGCUCAACGCGCUUGGAUUUCUAUCAUGGCUCGGUAGCAUUACCAGCGCGACUCUGCUGUACCUCUUCAAAGACAGGCAUGGGCCAGACGGAUCUCCAUGGAACAUUUGCGGCUGGGCUUUGCUGCUGUCCAUCAUCUUCGCCGAGCAUUUCUACCUAGUUAUCCAAUCCGUCGUCCGUCACGUCAUUGGGAGGAUGGAUAGACCUGGCCUGCAGAAGGAGCGAGGCGAACGAUUCGCCAUGAGGAAACAUUUGUUGGAAGAGACCCUCGGCCAGGAUCUCACUGACGAAGCCUCUGGUCCCGGACUAAGUGGAGGAGAGAAGAUCACCCGCGAGGUCCUCGAAGAAGAAGCGCGGCGUAACUCAAUCAAGGGCCACGACAGCCCUGAAGAAUUGUUCUGGCAGCGACAGCGUGGAGCGGCAGAGACUAUCCAGAUUGGACGAAGACUGAUGGCGGAAGUAGGCGGCGGUAAAUCAGACACAAACCGUGAGAAAUGA
Messenger RNA from Phialemonium atrogriseum, 2199 nucleotides. Its product is annotated as DUF590-domain-containing protein. The transcript is spliced from 7 exons. Gene Ontology annotation, biological process: chloride transmembrane transport. NCBI's taxonomy places the organism in Eukaryota, Fungi, Ascomycota, Sordariomycetes, Cephalothecales, Cephalothecaceae. Gene Ontology annotation, cellular component: cortical endoplasmic reticulum. Bases 1 to 2199 code for a protein of 732 amino acids. Gene Ontology annotation, molecular function: chloride channel activity. The record is from RefSeq and is a predicted model, not a curated record.